Myotis daubentonii (Daubenton's bat) is the source of this 3922-nucleotide messenger RNA. It is a transcript of the gene RPTN, whose product is annotated as repetin. The record is from RefSeq and is a predicted model, not a curated record. Gene Ontology annotation, molecular function: transition metal ion binding; calcium ion binding. NCBI's taxonomy places the organism in Eukaryota, Metazoa, Chordata, Mammalia, Chiroptera, Vespertilionidae.
UAUCCUCUUCAGCUUCUCAAUCAUCUGCUCAUUCCUCCUUACACAGGUUUACCUGUCUUUUCCAAAAUGGCUCCACUCCUGAACAGCAUACUCACCGUGAUCAAGGUGUUCCAGAAAUAUGCUAAAGAGGACGGGGACUGUGCUCUGCUGUGCAAGACGGAAUUGAAGCAGCUGCUCUUGGCUGAGUUUGGAAACAUCCUCCGGAGACCAAAUGACCCAGAGACUGUGGAAACCAUUCUGAACCUCUUGGAUAAAGACAGAAAUGGACAUGUUGAUUUUCGUGAAUAUCUCUUGCUGGUGUUCCAGUUGGUCCAAGCUUGCUAUAAUAAGGAAGAAAACAAGGCAUGUGGAGGUAGAACCUCCCAGCAAGAAGGGGAGCAGGAGGGAACACAAGACCACAGCUUUCCAGGAAAUACAGGCAGACAACAUAGGCAGAGGCAUGAGGAAGCAAGGCAGGACUCCCACCACCGUCAGUCUGAGAGACAAGAUAGGGACUCCCACCAUGGUCAGUCUGAGAAACAGUAUCAGGACUCCCACCAUGGCCAGUCUGAGAGGCAGGGUCAGGACUCCCACCAUGGCCAGUCUGAGAGACAGGGUCAGGACUCCCACCAUGGCCAGUCUGAGAGACAGGGUCAGGACUCCCACCAUGGUCAGUCUGAGAGACAGGGUCAGGACUCCCACCAUGGUCAGUCUGAGAGACAGGGUCAGGACUCCCACCAUGGCCAGUCUGAGAGACAGGGUCAGGACUCCCACCAUGGCCAGUCUGAGAGACAGGGUCAGAACUCCCACCAUGGUCAGUCUGAGAGACAGGGUCAGGACUCCCACCAUGGCCAGUCUGAGAGACAGGGUCAGGACUCCCACCAUGGUCAGUCUGAGAGACAGGGUCAGGACUCCCACCAUGGCCAGUCUGAGAGACAGGGUCAGAACUCCCACCAUGGUCAGUCUGAGAGACAGGGUCAGGACUCCCACCAUGGUCAAUCUGAGAAACAGAGUCAGGACUCCCACCAUGGUCAGUCUGAGAAACAGAGUCAGGACUCCCACCAUGGUCAGUCUGAGAGGCAAGGUCAGGACUUCAGCUCUGAUCAAAGACUGAAUCAUAAAUCUAGCAGUGACCAGACUAAAAGAGAAGGAUAUUUAUUUGCUUUAAAUCAAUAUGAAACACAAGUUCAGGAUUCUCAUGAUGGCUGGUCUGAAGGACUUAGACAACAACAAAGCCAGCCUAUAAGACUUAGAGAGGAUUCAUGCUGUAGCCAAAGAAACCAACAGGAAUCAGGCUCUUAUUAUGGGCACUCUGCAAGGCUGGGUCAGGAAUUAGGCUAUCAUCAGAGAGACAGGCAAGAAUUUGAUUCCCACUAUGGACAGGCAGACAGACAAGGCCAGAGUUCCCACUAUGGUCAGGCAGACAGACAAGGCCAGAGUUCUCACUAUGGUCAGGCAGACAGACAAGGCCAGAGUUCCCACUAUGGUCAGGCAGACAGGCAAGGCCAGAGUUCUCACUAUGGUAAGACAGACAGGCAAGGCUCAAUCUCUCAAUAUGACCAGACAGACAGACAAGGCCAGAGUUAUCAUUAUGGUCAGGCAGACAGACAAGGCCAGAGUUCCAACUAUGGACAGGCAGACAGACAAGGCCAGAGUUCCCACUAUGGUCAGGCAGACAGGCAAGGCCAGAGUUCUCACUAUGGUCAGGCAGACAGACAAGGCCAGCGUUCCCACUAUGGUCAGGCAGACAGACAAGGCCAGAGUUCCAACUAUGGACAGGCAGACAGACAAGGCCAGAGUUCUCACUAUGGUCAGGCAGACAGACAAGGCCAGAGUUCCCACUAUGGUCAGGCAGACAGGCAAGGCCAGAGUUCUCACUAUGGUCAGGCAGACAGACAAGGCCAGAGUUCCCACUAUGGUCAGGCAGACAGACAAGGCCAGAGUUCCAACUAUGGACAGGCAGACAGACAAGGCCAGAGUUCCAACUAUGGUCAGGCAGGCAGACAAGGCCAGAGUUCCCACUAUGGACAGACAGGCAGACAAGGCCAGAGUUCUCACUAUGGUCAGGCAGACAGACAAGGCCAGAGUUCCCACUAUGAUCAGGCAGGCAGACAAGGCCAGAGUUCCCACUAUGGACAGACAGACAGACAAGGCCAGAGUUCCCACUAUGGUCAGGCAGACAGACAAGGCCAGAGUUCCCACUAUGGUCAAGCAGACAGGCAAGGCCAGAGUUCUCACUAUGGUCAGGCAGACAGACAAGGCCAGAGUUCCCACUAUGGUCAGGCAGACAGACAAGGCCAGAGUUCCCACUAUGGACAGGCAGACAGGCAAGGCCAGAGUUCCCACUAUGGACAGGCAGACAGGCAAGGCCUGAGUUCUCAAUGCAGUCAGUCAGAACCUGGGGAAACAGGGCAAAAUAGGUGCUUCCAAGGGAAUGAGCGAACAAGCAGAGGCUCAUAUGUUGAGCAAUCAGGAAGUUCAGGGAGACCCACUCAACAGACUCAAGGACAAAAAGUGAACCAAAAUCAGGGACAGAGAUUUCCGUCUAGGCUAGAGCAGCAGAACAGUCACCAGGCAUGGGAGCCUGAGGAGGAUUGCCAACACCACCAACACAAACUUGUAGCACAAAUUCAGCAAGAAAGGCCACACUCUCACAAAGGGAGUGAUAGGCAGGGUCACAGAGAGGCCCAGACUAAGGAGAGUCAUGGUGAGAGACAGAGCCACCAGGUAGAGGAAGAGAAGGGUCACCAAAUCAGGGGUAGACAUGGUCAUGAGGGUCAGGAAACUCCAUGUGAGACACGGGGCAGGCAAACCCAUGAAGAUGAGCAGAACCGCCAGAGACAAGACAGGCAACCUCAUGAAGAAGAUCAAAACCGUCAGCAAACCCAUGAGAAGAAAGAGAAAUAUCAAGGGUCCCAGGAUCGACAAUCCCAUGGAACCCAGCGAGGCAGUGCUAACAGAGAAAAAUUCCACAUGAAUGAGGAUGACCAGAGCCAAGGCUCCCAGGGAAGACACAGUGACCUGGCCUUCCAUCCAACCCAGAGCAGGGGGAGGCCCCAAAGAAGAGAAGAGGGUGGAAGUCACCCUACCAAGGCAGCAAUUGCUCCCAACCCCCUCUACGACUAUCUCCAAGAGCAGAGAGAGCAUUGGCACUAGGCCUUAUUGCACAACAGAGCUACUGCCAAAGAAGAAAUCUACAGGUCAAGUUCAUAUUUACUUCUGUUUAAGAGAUUGAAAAUGUAUGUCUUCCUUCUCUCCUCUACUUUCUAUCUACUUGCAAGGAUGCUUUUGAGGAUUAGCAUUUACUUUUAGGGCAUGUCAGUUCUUUGAGCAGCAAAUCCAGGGUGUUCUGGCGGGGUGAAAUCUGAGUGGUAAAUUGGGUGAAAUAAUCAGAUCCCAAUUUUGAUUAGCUUGGGGAUUUAAAUCAUUUCCUGGUUUGCCCUCCAUGUACAUAGGGCAUGGUUGGGUCACUGAAAGGUCGAAACUUCUCCCAAAAUUCAGAAACAGGAAAGGUAUUCAGAAGAUACCCAUCACAGACUGAGAAGAGGCUAUCCAGGCUUCAGUGAGCUUUGGCUCCUGUGGAUGAAACAUCAGGAAUUUCAAGCCUCAUAGUCUACACUUAAAUGAAACACAGUGAGAGGCUGCUAGGAGAGUCAGAGACCACAGCGGACAUUUCUGAUUCACAACACCUCCAGCGCCCAGGCUCCUACCCUUCAUCAGAGGGACUGUCCUGGCUCCUAGCACUAAAGCUGACUAGACUGGUUUUAGCUCAAUGUCUUUCUAGUUUCUGAUCAUAUAAAAUAGAGAGGAAGCAAAUGUCAUCUGUUUUCAGAUCCUAAUGAACCAAAAUUGUUGACCCAAAGAUACUGGGGCCUGAAAACCCUUCAGAAGGAAAUCCGUGGAAUUGUAUUUAAAUGCCCAAUAAAUGAUUGGUGAGCAAUGA